CCACCCCGGCCACGCGCCUUCUUGGACCUCGGGACAGCUUCUGAGCCUGCAGGCGUCCGGCGGAGCGCAGGGUGUGGGUCGCCAUCCCAGCCCCGGCCACCGCCUCCGAGCAGUCGGCGCGGGCCUCCUAGGCUUUAGUCCACAGGGAGGCAGGAUGCAGGGGUGCGGGGGCGCUGCGGCAGGACGCCGGGCCUUCGACAGCAUCUGCCCCAACAGGAUGGUGGAGCUGCGGGGUCGGCCCUUCGGCAAGCCCGGGAAGCUGGAGAGGAAGUUCGGCCCUCCGCGGAAGUUCUUUUGCGGUUGCAGCGGCGGCAGCCGGGUGUCGGUGUACGAGGAUCCCCAGGACGCGGAGCCCGCUACGCUGCCUGCCCUCACCACCAUAGACCUGCAGGACCUCGCAGACUGCUCGUUACUCGGGUCCGACGCGCCGCCUAGUGGUGACUCUGUCGCCUCGCAGAACCAUUCCCUGCAAACGACGGCGGACUUUGAUCUGCAGGAUUUCAGAGACACGGUGGAUGAUCUCAUUGCAGACUCAUCCUCUUUGAUGUCGCCUGCCCUGUCUGCCGGAGACUUCCCUUAUUCUCCUUGCGACGUAUUGCAGUUCGAGCCCUGUCUCUCCGCGCCGCUGGACCCACCCGCCCUACAGUCACCGCCUCUGCGCCCUCCGGACGUGCCUCCGUUGGAGCAGUACUGGAAGGAGGUGGCCGACCAGAAUCAGAGGGCGUUGGGGGACGCGCUCGUUGAGAAUAACCAACUACAUGUGACGCUGACUCAGAAACAGGAGGAGAUCGCUUCGCUCAAGGAGCGGAACGUGCAACUGAAGGAACUUGCCAGUCGAACCCGGCACCUGGCCUCGGUGCUGGAUAAGCUGAUGAUCACGCAGUCUCGGGAUUGCGGGGCGGCAGCGGAGCCCUUCCUACUCAAGGCGACUGCCAAAAGGAGCCUGGAGGAGUUGUUCAGCGCUGCGGGGCAGGACUGCGCGGAAGUGGACGCUAUCCUGAGGGAGAUUUCCCAGCGCUGCGAUGAAGCACUACAGAGCCGCGACCCCAAGAGGCUCCGGCUGCAGCCAGAGCCAGUCAAUAUGGACCGCAGGCCUGGUAACUUGCACGGCGCCUUCCGAGGUCUGCGCACAGACUGCAGCCAGAGCUCGCUGAACCUGAGCCAGAGUGAACUGGAGGAGGGAGGCUCCUUCAGCACCCCCAUCCGCAGCCAUAGCACCAUUCGCACUCUCGCUUUCCCGCAGGGCAAUGCCUUCACCAUUCGGACAGCCAACGGGGGUUACAAAUUUCGCUGGGUUCCCAGUUGAGCUGGGAUGUGGUUUCAAAAACAUUGCCUUGUAUCCUGACUGAAGCACCUGGAGACUAAAUGGGAGUAGCUGAACUAUUUCCUGAACCUGACUUCUCAGAACUCCCCCUGUAGGGAGA
This is a messenger RNA of Pteropus alecto (black flying fox), 1424 nucleotides long. It is a transcript of the gene MCIDAS, whose product is annotated as multiciliate differentiation and DNA synthesis associated cell cycle protein. Gene Ontology annotation, cellular component: nucleus. The transcript is spliced from 7 exons. The record is from RefSeq and is a predicted model, not a curated record. The coding region runs from base 155 to 1306 and encodes 383 amino acids. Gene Ontology annotation, biological process: negative regulation of DNA replication; negative regulation of cell cycle. Lineage: Eukaryota; Metazoa; Chordata; Mammalia; Chiroptera; Pteropodidae.